Molecule: messenger RNA, 732 nt
Organism: Orycteropus afer afer
Lineage: Eukaryota; Metazoa; Chordata; Mammalia; Tubulidentata; Orycteropodidae
Gene: DPPA2
Product: developmental pluripotency associated 2
Exons: 5
Coding region: 1-732 (243 amino acids)
Biological process (GO): system development
Cellular component (GO): nucleus
Molecular function (GO): chromatin binding
Source: RefSeq, a predicted model, not a curated record
AUGGACUCCUUGGCACCACUGACAGCUGAGCUUCGGUCCAUGUCCUCUGAUGAGCCUGCUUUUACAGUGUGCAAGACAGGCGGGUUGCAGAUUGCCUUUGAUUCGGAUUUAGAUGAGGACAGUUUGAUUAUCACAUUGGUUCCAGUAAAAGAGGAACCAAACCAAGAACACCAAAUACAGCCAAGUGCUUCUUCAAUGGCAGAGGUCAAACAGAAGAGGCCUCGGAGAAACAAUAAAGGUCAUCUUCCUCAAAUGAAUGGACAAUUGCAAGCUAGCCCAAAACCUAGACCUAAAAUUCCAGUACUUCCUAUGCCGACCAUUUUGCCUCCAGUUAAUGAGGUACAUCGGGACACUUUGCGGAACUGGUGCCAGCAAGUAAAUUUGAGUACUGAUGGCCAGAAAGUAGAUGUUUAUCUGAGGCUCCAGAAACAUGCUUACCCUGACCAAAAACAGGAUAUUCCAAAUACACCCAAAGAGGCCAAACUGCAGUCAUGCUUGAAGAAACGGAAGACAAAGAAAGCAAAGCUUCAGGAAAGUUCUAAGACAACGGAGACAGAGGAAGUAACGAACAUAGUUGAAGUGAUCUCUUCAGCUCAGGAGGCCAUGCUGGCAUCCUGGGCAAGAAUUUCUUCAAGAGCUCUUCAGCCUAAGGCUGUGAAUUCAUAUCACAUUCCUGCUUCACCCGAGAACUUUUUGCUACAGGGCUCUGGUAAGAUCAACCUUAAAGGGUGA